Paramuricea clavata is the source of this 7727-nucleotide messenger RNA. The record is from the annotation of a GenBank genome assembly. NCBI's taxonomy places the organism in Eukaryota, Metazoa, Cnidaria, Anthozoa, Malacalcyonacea, Plexauridae.
AAGUUGUGUGAAGCAAGACUAAACAACGGCAGUUCCAAUGUAUACACAAAUGAUACUAGACACACUCAUAAUGAGCAUUCUAAUCAACAGAAUAUUGACCAGUGUAUACCGGUACACUCAGGUGAACGUCAAGAACGCGCACAACGUCGCCAAACUAAUGUAAGAAUACUGAUCUAUAUUUAUAUUUAUCCAUAGUAAUAUGUAAUAUGUAAUAUGUCAACAGAAUAACAAGUUUUGGAUAUUCGAUGGAAUACAAAAGAGGUCAUUAUCUAUGUUGGUUUAUGUUUAUGCAAAAAUGUGGUCAGUGUAUCGUCACGAACCGCCUAUAUUGCUCUUCGCCAACUGGUCAACCAACAGCAUUUGUUAAUAUUUUCAAUAAGGCGCUGUCGUAUAGCACGAAUGCGUAAUUGAACCAAAACAUUGUUAAUGGUUGGUUGGACGAAAGUACUGAAUAUACGCACGUGACAAUGAACAGACCAUUUUUGCAUAAAUCAAGACAAAAACAUAGAUAAUUAGGCCUAUUUGCCUCCAUCCAGUUAUAUUGAUAUAUUGACUUUAUUGACACUCCCUUGAAGGGGCUUUUCAGUGACAAAAUUACAACCUAUGAAUUACUAUAUUAUUAUUACAUUAAAUCCUAAAUAGUUUUUAUAAUAUAUUAAAACAAAAUUACGUACGUAUAUACAAUAGCAGCAAUAACCCAAACAACAACAUCAACAACAGCGACAGCAACGGCGACAGCUACACCUACAGAUGAAUAACGUCGUGCACAUAGUGAUCUAGAUAUUGUUGAAGUAGUUUGUGUAAUUUAGUUUUAUUUUAAAGUUUGGGAAAGAGUUGCAUAGUUUUAGAUCAGGAUUAAUGUUAUUCCAGAGAGUGAUAGUUCUGUAGUGGAAAGUUCUUUGUCCAGCAGUGGUUUUGUAUAAAGGAACAUCCAAUUUAUUACCAUUUCUUGUUUCCCGGAAACUCACAAUGACAGAAUGACUACGUUCUAUUGACUACGAUUUAUCAUUAAAUUUUGCUAAUACCGGCUACAACUGUUCAUUUUCCCUCUUCUCUUUCGGUUUAUAAGGAGUGCGAAUCAAUGAGAUCUGAAAUAACACAAAACAACGGAAGCCAAAGUGAAUUGCCAACUGACGCAGGACUGACGACUGAAAAAUAUUCUCAACAGAAAAAUUAUGGUACAGGUAGCCAACAACCACAACAGUUGUCAAAAGAAGAAUUUGGAAACCAAGAGAAAUAUCCUAGUCAGGACGUUUCUGACGUAAGUGUCGGUAUAUAUCUGCAUGUUGUCUGUGUAGCAGCCGGAUUUGGGGGGGGGGGGAACUUGCGGGCGGAAAAAUUAGGGCUAGAGAACGGGACAUGGGCUGAGAAAAGGGCGGGUGUGAAAAUCUGCAUGCGAACACAUUUGUACAGUGUUGUAUAAUUCAUCCAUAGUAAUGUAACUUUAUUUAGGGUCUUAAUACAACCUGUAAUGAUCUGAAAAAUCCAUUUAACUAUUACCGAAAAACGCGCAACAUCAUUAUAUUGCCUACUGGGGAUAAAGAGAAAGUUCUUGUUGGGGGGCGGUGGGAGGGAGUACAAAUUUUCUAAGAGCAUACAUAAAAAAAGCGUUUCAAUCCAGUUACACUUAUCAGUUAAAAAUGGAGGCGAUGGCGUCCUAGUAUCUGUAGAAAUUGCACAUUUUUUGCAAUGAAGCCUAUUUUAGUGGUUCCAGCUGUCAGUUGGUACACAAGACUAUAGUAAUAUGAUUCUAAAGUUUAUGUAAAUGACUACGAAUUCUGUUUCUGAUUUAAAAAUAUUGAUAAAACAUUCCUUUCUCUCGUGCAUUAUUGAUGAGUAUUUUAAGCUAUAUAUGUUGUAACAUAUACUUAAAAGUAAGUUGUCAUGUGUUAAAAACGUUCCUUCCUUUCAGCCAAAAAAACUUCAAGAAGAGAUUGUUGGUCGUGUAAGAAGAACAAAGAAAAACAUAUCUGUCAUUGCGACGGUUAGUUCUAUACUGCAUAAUUAUAUAUGCUUUGAAACUAAACUAAAAUAUAAAUCAUUUCCACGGUGUAGCUCUGUCCAGUUUCAGAGCUGAAAUUUAGGACAUAUCUUACACAUUGAAAUCACUAUAACUGGCCUGACACUACCUCCAACCGGAAAUUGAAGCCAAACUUGAAGGCCAGUCCCAGUCUCUUCGCGCAUGCGAAAAGUGCGCAGUCAUUCAAUUAUAAUAUAAAUACGCGGGUCUUGAUCCCUUGAUCAAGAUGAGCAGUUUAUGUGAAGGUAGGGUUCCAGUUAUAUUCAUUUCAAUGAUCUUACAGGAUUGUGUUACUAACUAACUUUAUUGUUACUGGAUAGCUCUAACCGUUAGAGCUGAAGUUCCAAUUAUGCCAUUAUUUCAGAGAAUUAGCAUCGACAACAAGUACGAGAUUUGCCAUUUUUGCGCGAAACGCACAUUGUAUGCUUACCAUCCCGUACUGAAGCGAGAAAGUCGUAGCUACCGCCUACGAAAUCUCGUAGUCCCCACGACGACUUUUUAAUUUAAAAAGCAAAAUAACUUAUUAUUUGUUUUUAUUUGUCUUAUUAUUUGAUUAUUUGUUUUUCUGCAAAAAUAAUAUGUAGAAAUAUUUGCUAUAGCCCCAGCGUUAACCUGGCUCAUUUUUGGGAAAGUGGAAGCGUAGAUUAUACCGAAAAUGUUGAGCUGCAAAUAACUCGCCUUUGCAAUUGUUGUUUGUUUACUAUACUAAAUUUUGACUUGACACGAGAGCGACUACGACUUUCUCGCGCCAAAACUAGAUCAAAUCUCGUACUCGCUGUUGAACUAGCCUCUCUAUUUACAUGUAGCCUUGAACUGUCUGUGCCAGUGUAGGAGUUCUAAAAGUAUUAAGAGGCAAUUUUUUUUAAUGUCACGUAUUUGCGAUGAAAAGUGUUCAAAACCUAAAUAUUUUUGGCGUUCCUCUCAAAAUUGCUUUGUUUUAGCUUUUUCUCUAGUUUAUACAGUUAGCUACCUUUUUAAAUGCAUUUACCGGUUGAGAAACAUAAAAUAAUAGUAAAAAGUUGACAAUUAAAAUACAAUUAUCAAUGAUGUUUUAAAAGUGACGCCAUGAUUUACAGCAAUAUAAGAGUAUAAGCAAAACUUACUGAACUUCAGACAUCAUUUUCUCUUUCUCUUUGUGUUAUUUAUAAUCUCUAUGGUACCAUCUAUAUAAAAUCUCUUCAUUUUAGCAUUAUUUUACAGAUAAAUCACUAAACAUACUUUUUAAGUUUGUUUGCCGCUUGAGAAACGUAUCAAAAAUUUUAAAAAUUGAAUAUAGUAAUAACCAAGUGGAAAAGUUAGUUUUGAGCGCGUGUCACGUGACAACCUACAAAAAAAUCUCCUCUUAACAAGUUUCCGUUGGUAGAGGGAUGCAACUACCUGGAAAAUAGAAGGAGAAUUUCGACGUUUCGAGCGAAGACCAUUCGUCUGCAGUUACUAGCGGAAGGCCUUCGGUCGUUACGAAAAGCCUUCGCUCGAAACGUCGAAAUUCUCCUACCUUACAUUUUUCAGGUAUACAGUUAGUUGCAUCCCUACCAACGAAAGCUUGUAAUGUCUAUCAGUUGCGGCACCAGGGGGGGGGGCAAGGAGGGGCAAAUGCCCCCCAAAUGAAUUUUUGCCCCCUCCCGCCCCAUUUUGCCCCCGCUCAAAAAAAAUUAUUAGUCACUGAGAGCGACUAAAGGCUACACAAGCGUUUUGUCGUUAUCGGAAAAUGUCUGGCUUAUAAGUUGUCAUUACUUCAUUCGUGAAUGCGCGUAUACAUGAAACUGUCUUUUACAGUUUCAAUAUUAGUUUGUAAAUCUCUGAAUGGUAAAACUUGCCAAUACUCCAAUAAUACGUUUCAAAAAAGAUAAAAAAGCUUUAGUUUUGCAAAGUUAAAUUCUCAAACGUGUAAAGGCCCACACAGACCGGACGCAAUUCGGCUACGCGACGCGAAUUUUCAGUUUUCAAAAACAAAUAAAACCGUCCACGGAUGAAAAUUUUACAAGAUAUGCAAACCAAAAUAAUAAAAUUGCUAAGUGGUCCCGAACAUUUGAAAAACAAUGAAAAAUAUUAAAGUUAAAUGUAAUUGAAAACUGAAAAUUCGCGUCGUGUUGCCAAAUAGCGUCCGGUCUGUAUGGGUCUUAGGCACGAAAUUAUUUGAAUAAACCACAUCGCAUAUAUGGGGGGCGAAUAUUCUAGAGGAGGGGGGCGAAUAUUCUAGAGGAGGGGGGCGAUAUUCCUAGGAUAUUCGUCCCCCGUGGGCGGUACUCCUAGGAAUUUCGCCCCCUUUUGAGAGGGGGCGAAUCUCCUAGGGGGGGCAAAAGUCCUGUGACAACGGCAUGGGCAAAAAUCUAUCUCCCCCAAUAUGAGUUUUCCCCUCAAAUGCCCCCCCCCCCAAUUCUAAGGCCUGGCGCCGCCACUGAUGUCUAUUUACAUUGGCAUUAUGGAUACCUAGGAAAAGGUAGGGUAUACCUGCAAGGAGAUCUAGAAACGGAAUGUAGUGUUUACAUUAUGAAAAUAAGUUAAGUACCUCGUUCUUCUCUUUCAUAUUUCAGAAACUGAACGAUUUCAUGGUAGAACCCGGAAACUGUGAAAAUGAAAUCACCGCAGUACAAGAUCAGGAUCAAAGUUUAGAAGCCCAUAAUAGAAGGUCACCUGAUGUCGUUUUGCAAAGCACAACAGGCAAUAUGCGAUAGCCUUUGUAUACUUGAAGGGAAAUGGCAAUAUAUUUUUUACUUUCUCAUUUGAAAGAACUUUUAAGACUAUAUAUAAUAAUACUCUUUUACCUUUUUUCAUAUCUUGCUUACUUCUACAAAUAUUUUGGUUGAAAGGAAUGAAAUGUCCGCCAUCUUCAAGUCUUGUAGAUAUGCACGUCACAACAGGGGUCGCGCAAUAUUUUUAUCUAGAGAAACAUUACAGUCAUUUUGCAUUCAAAACUAUACUCUGUCUGCCCUUCAAAAUAUCAAGAUCAUUCAAAACCUUUAAAACAUCUACCAAUCAAUAUUUGGUCAGCAACGAAUACUUUUAUAUGGUAAUCCCUGUUGUGACGUCACCAAAACUACAGUUAAUGAGAUCAAAAUUGUCUCCAAGAUGGCGGACAUCUCAUUACUUCAAGUGAGAUAUUUCAAGAACUAAGCAAGAUAUGAUAAAUCGGUAAAAGAAGUUAAUAUAUAUGAUUUUUAUGUGUUGGUGUUAUGUACUCAGGUGAAUAUGAUGUUUGUGGUGUUACUCUGAGUGUAUAUCCACACCGGGCAGGCUUGAAAAACAUGUCUGGUCACGGUGGGAAUCGAACCUACGACCUUUGGAUAUGCACUCAGAGUAACAUCACAAACAUCAAGUUAAUAUACAGGGUGUCUAAAAAAAACGCUAUGGAAAUUCAACUGGCUGUCGUGCAUCAUAAACUUAGCUAAACAAUUCAAUUUUUACAUAGGACGAAAGAGCUGAUAUUUAGCUAGCUUUUCUAUGAUACCUUUUUUAAAUCGUAACGAUGAGCAAUGGCUACAUACUCGUCAAAUAAAAAUUGCCGGUCGAAAUCACAUUCUUCCACCGUUGGGAAUUGAAAAUACAUUAAUUAUGCAAAGUUUGUCAAUCCCAAAGCAAUGCGAGCCUGCUGCAAGGAACGUAUUUGUUUCGUAAAACGUCUUGAUUACGAAUGUUCUCUGUUCAGGGAUUAAUUAAACCAUGUUUAAUGGAAGUUCUUAUUGAGUUAUUGUCUCACUAAGACGAAGAUUGACGUUGAGCUCAUUUUAGAUAAUUUAACAUUCAAUUUUAAUUCCCUCUUCACUUGGGAAUUGUCUAUGAUUCGUUUUCCAUGCAAUUCCCAACGGUGGAAGAAUGUGAUUUCGACCUGCACUUUUUAUUUGGCGAGUAUGUGGCCAUUUCUCAUCGUUACGAUUUAAAAAGAGUAUCAUUGAAAAGCUAUUAAAUAACUGUUCUUUCGUCCUAUGUAAAAAUUGAAUUGUUUAGCCACUUUUAUGAUGCACGACAGCCUGUUGAAUUUCCAUAGGCAUUGAGACACCCUGUAUAGUUUCAAAAGUUCUUUCAAAUGAGAAAAUAAGAAUUUAUUUUGCCAUUACUGUUUAUAUUCAGCCUUGCAAGUGACGUCGCAACUUAUCAUUCGGCAAAAAAUAUUUGACUUCCGCCAUUUUGAGUGGCAAAUAUUUAGAGCUAAAUAAUGACAUACACAGCGUCCAUUAGCCGUCAAAAUUUUACAAGUUCACUUCGGUAGAGCUCCAUUUUAUCACUUUUAUGCAAUGUGCAUAAAUUAAUACGAAUUCAGAAAAGCAAUUUUGUGCCAAAGACAUUUCCUUUGCUGCAUGUCCGUAAUUUUUGCUAUACCCAAAAUUGCGUGAUGACGUAAUAUACCCGCGUGACUGCAGGAUCUGAAUACAUGGUUAUGUGCAUUUCUUUAGUUCCAUUCAGUUGACUCGAUAAUCAGUCGGCGAAUGUAUUAAUAGGACAGUUUUGGCAGGGUUUAUAUCUUUCAUAACUUCAUGAAGAUUGUUAAACCUUCAAAAUGUUUUGAACUGUUCCUGAAAAGAGGGGGGGGGCUGAAAAGACUGUACUGUUUAUUGCACUUGGUUUUCUUGUGAGUUGUUUCCUCAUGUUUCAUGUACAAUAAUAGGUUAAGGAUAGGUUUGUAAUUGGGCUCAAGGUGGAAGAGAAAAAUAUCUGUACGCAAAACAUGAGGAUAUAACCUUUAUGUGCUCUGCCAUGCUAAACACGGAAACGAAGCCAUUGGGGGAAAGUCUAUUACUAAAUACUUUGCGGCCAAGACUCAAUCAUAUUACAAACAUAUAUCUGUACAUAUUUUAAAUAUGUUUCAGAUACAUUGGCUGAGUAUAAGGCUCAUGUUAUCAAUCUAAGACUUCCGGUAUCUCACAUCGUUUAUCAGAAUGUGGAAACUGAUCAUCCAUCAAAACGCAUGACAGAAGAUUAUUAUAUGUAGUUUGCCAUGCAAUGCUGCACCCAGGCGUAUUAUCAAACCAACUGUCUCUUCCUUGCUUAAAUUCAUCCCCACUCUGUUCACCCAAAUAAUUAGUCUUCUCUUGCCAUUAAAAGUUGUUCUGUUGAAUAUUUUUCAUUUGUCAUAGGAUCAUUUACGACGUCCAGUAUCUCGCCAUCCGGCUCCACGGUGAAAAGAGAUCUGGCUGAAAGAAUUCAACGUAGAAAUCAUCACAAACAAAAUAAUUACAAAUUUAAAGCAAUUUCUGAUGUAUAACACAGUUGUAUAUGCUGCUGCAGUAAUUCGGGAAAAGUAUACCGGAAGUACUAAGACAAAUGUAAAAUUAAAGCGCAUAGAUGCCUUGAAACGAAACUGUAUAAUAUUAGGCUAUAGUAAUAAUGGGGAAAAUAUAGUACACACAAUAUAGCUAAAUGAUAUAAUUACCAUUACCAAUCUGUGUGGUGUGCACAGUGACUGCAAAAAAAUAAAUCCCAUGCAGUGGCCAGUUGUACGAAGGCCGGUAAACGCCUAACCUGCGAUCAGGCUCUAUUUUACAAAUAAUAGCCUGACACAAUCCUUAAUCCGAUCGCUUUCCACCAUAGAUAUCUUAUAUAUACUAGAUAGCGCAUCUCUUUUAGUAAAAUUGAAGCCAAGAAUAUUCCAGCGGUUACCCCUAUUUGAAUAGAUGGCGGCCAUGUUGGUCGUUCCCGCUUGCUAAUAAACGCUUAAAAACAACAAUAACUUUCAUCAUUUGAAUAGUUUAAAAACGUAUUUGGAAUAGGG